UAGGGGAUGAGAAUUUGGAUGAUGAAUUUGGAGAUGAUGAUAGGGAUCGGGUAGACGAGAUGAUACACGAGGUUGAAGAUCAGUCGUGUAGACGACCUCGUAUUUUUGAGUCUAUGUCUAAGGCUGCUGAAAAGCCGUUGUAUCCAGGUUGUACAAAGUACACCAAACUUUCUGCAGUGGUAACACUGUUCAACAUUAAGUCGAACGCUGGUUGGACGGACUCUAGUUUCACAUCGUUGUUGGAAGUUUUAGCUGAGAUGCUCCCUGAAGGAAAUGAACUGCCAAAGUCGUACUAUUAUGCGAAGAAGUUGAUGUGUCCUUUGGGUUUAGAGUACGAGCGGAUACAUGCUUGUCCUAACGAUUGUGUGCUCUAUCGUAAUGAGUAUGAGCAUUUACAUGAGUGUCCACGUUGUGGAUUGUCGAGGUACAAGCGUGAAGGAGCUGGAGGUAGUGAAGGACCACCAGCCAAGGUGUUGUGGUAUCUACCCAUAAUACCUAGAUUUAAGCGCAUGUUCUCAAUGAAAGGAGAUGCGAAGAAUUUGAGGUGGCAUGCAGAUCGUAGGAAGAAAGACGGUCUGCUCAAGCAUCCGGCUGAUUCGCCUGAGUGGAAAACUAUCGACAGGGUGCAUAAGUCAUUUGGUAAUGAGGAUAGGAAUCUGAGGCUUGGAUUAUGUACGGAUGGCAUGAACCCUUUUGGCAAUCUCAGCUCGCAGCAUAGCACAUGGCCAGUAGUUUUAGUGGUUUAUAACUUGCCUCCUUGGUUGUGCAUGAAACGUAAGUACAUGAUGUUGUCGCUUCUUAUAUCGGGGCCCAAACAACCUGGAAAUGACAUAGAUGUAUACCUUCAGCCGCUUGUUGAAGAUUUACAGAAGAUGUGGAACGAAGGAGUGUUAGUAUUUGAUGCGUAUGCUAAUGAGAUGUUCACUCUGCGUGCCAUGCUUUUUUGUACUAUGAACGAUUAUCCAGCUUAUGGGAACUUAUCUGGGUAUAAGACUAAAGGAAAACAACCUUGCCCGAUUUGUUUAGAUGACAUGAAAUCUACACACCUUAAGGGCUGCAAACAUGUGUAUAUGCGCACACGAAGGCUCCUCAGCCGCGACCAUCCCUAUCGGUUUAAGAAGAAGGCAUUCGAUGGGACGGUUGAAGAAGAAGUUGCUCGUAGACCAUUAACUGGUACUGAAGUUUAUAAUCAGGUGAAGGGCAUUGAAACAGUCUUUGGUAAACCUGCUAGUGAGGUUGAUAGACCUACAGGAUUAUGGAAAAAACAGUCCAUUUUUUGGAAACUCCCAUAUUGGAAAGAUCUAAAGGUCAGACAUUGUUUGGAUGUCAUGCACAUAGAGAAGAAUGUUUGUGAAGCUAUUAUCGCGACACUUAUGAAUAUUCCGGGUAAGACAAAAGAUGUUAAGGCGUCACGACUUUACUUGGAACAAGAGGGGAUUCGACCAGAGUUGUGGGCUCAGAAAAGGGACGGAAGAAAGAAGAAAAGAGGGGAGGAAAGGGUUGAUGAUGAUGAAACACAUAAAAGU
Molecule: messenger RNA, 1526 nt
Organism: Beta vulgaris subsp. vulgaris (sugar beet)
Lineage: Eukaryota; Viridiplantae; Streptophyta; Magnoliopsida; Caryophyllales; Amaranthaceae
Exons: 1
Source: RefSeq, a predicted model, not a curated record